Molecule: messenger RNA, 2779 nt
Organism: Sitodiplosis mosellana (orange wheat blossom midge)
Lineage: Eukaryota; Metazoa; Arthropoda; Insecta; Diptera; Cecidomyiidae
Exons: 7
Coding region: 427-2034 (535 amino acids)
Source: RefSeq, a predicted model, not a curated record
UAUUUACUCAGUCAAUAACAAUACGUAGUAUAAGUCUCGUCGUCACACGGAAUCAUGUUAAAUCGCAAUUAACGCGACGAAUAUAAAAAAUAUACAUCCGAAAAGGCAUCGAGAUAAAUUCACGCAUCUGAGUAAAUGUUCAAAAUUUGUCAUGACAAAGGCUUAGAAUCAGAGUCAGUUUCAAUUGCCAAAAAAAAAACAUUGCUCCGAACAGUAUAAAGGCGAUAGAAAGAGAGACAAAAAAGUUGUGAAAAACGAAAAAAGUUCGAUAAAUUGUUUGUCUAUACAAAUAAUUUGUUGUGUAUUGUACUUAAUUGCCAACUAAUUGCAGUGAUGAAGCAAUGAGUACGUAGAAUUUCAGUGACAGUGAAAUUUCGGAACACAAAUAGACAGAUUCAGUGUAAAAUUGAAAAUUAGGAACAAAAUAUGGUCGCGACCAAUGCGAUAUGGACAGUAGUAGUUCAGUUAACAUUUUUAGCAAAUGUUGCAUAUUGUUCCGAGUAUUACCUAAAAUUGAAGUCAACCGCACCGGCCAUCGCAGGCGUUAAUGUGACAUUUUUCGCAGACUUAUUCAAAAGUGACGGGUCACGACCAGCCAACGAAAAACUGGAAUGGGAAUGGUGGCUAGAUAGUGGCGACAGGCACACGUUUGAAACGCAAGUGCCAUAUGCCGAAUGGAAAUACCUAUUCCCGAAGACAAACAAAAAUGAUGGAGCUAAAACGUACAGGCUACACGUUACGGCCAGCCGAAAUUAUAUAUUCGUCGAUAUUCCAAUCGCUGAACAAAAACUCGAAGUGGAAAUUACGAGUAUUCUAAACGGUCAGCUCUUACUAACCCAAAAUGGAACGAUACGUGAAACGGACUACAUAUCAAGUGCAACACCGUUGAAUCAAUCGAUUCAAAUCAGCGGUGCCGAUAUGACGAGCAUAGCGAAUGCAUCGUAUGUUUCUGUCUAUUGGUUUGUCGAUUGCGAAUACGUUGGACAGUCGGAACAGUGGAAUUCGUCAAAUUUUUUCAAAAAAGAAAACUCAACGCACAAUAUCGAAGUACUUUUAGUGGCGUCGUUUGAGCCUCGACCACAGCCUCAGCCUACGACAACUACUACCACCACCACUACUACGACUACCACGACAACAACAACAACCACUACUCCGUCAACGACAACGUCAACGAGUACAACAACGACGACAACGCCGAAACCGCCAAAAAGAAGACGUCGUGAUGCAGCAAGAGACCAAUAUGCUAAUGAAACAGUCGACGAGUUGGUGCACAAUGGUGAGGUAGAUCCAAAAGAUAUAAUAAAUGGAGCGUAUGUGCCAUCGUCCACAACAGUUCUACCCUCAACACUCGCUCCGAUCAUCGAUCAGCCGUAUGUGUGCUUCAAUAAAUCCAAUGUAGCACCAGAUCCGAAGAAAAUCUAUGGAUACUUUACAAGAAAUGUCGCCGUUCGAAACCCAUUGACAAGCCCAACGGUUUCGGGUAAAUUAUGGAUAAAACGAGAAGAUGGAAUGUGUCUGAAUAUUUCGUGGAGUGGUUCACCGCCGUACGAAUAUUGUUAUACAUACAGACCGGGCCCAUACAAUAAUACAGUCAAUGAAACGUGUACCGAUGAUCAAUGGCAAACGGGAAACACGCCGUGGUUCACAAUAAGGCGUUACAUUUGGCUAGAAUCAUCGCUUACGAUUUUCGUCCAAGUGCGAAAUCAAAUCACAAAUCAUACGAAAAUUAUCACGGUCAAUACAUAUGAAGUGCAAAAGCAAUCUCAACUAUCGGUCAUUGUCGUUCCCGUGGUUUUUAUUCUAUGUGCGAUUGUUGCAAUAAUUUUCGGUGUAGCGCAUUAUGUUCAAACACGAAAUAGGUUCUCAGUUGAGGUGGCUGAUUUCAACUUUGGUGAAUCAUCAUCAAUUGAUUUGGAAUAUAAAUCAUUUGUUCGACGCCUGAUUGACAGUAUACGGAAUGUGUUGCCUCAGCGUCGGCUCACCACUGAAAUCAAUGAAGAUGACUCAUCGCUGCGAUACGGUGUAAUGACAUAAUUAUCGUGCAUCGGGUUGAGCAUCUCACAUUCUACUUGUUAUCAAAUUUCAUAACACUAGGAGAGUUUUGUUAAACAUUUUAAUGCUAAAUUUGUACUAUGCAAUAUCAAACAAGAUUUAAACAAAAUAACAACACUUCACUGGAGUCGUCGCGCACAAGUAGAUAGAGUCAGAUUGAGAUCCAUUUCUGUUUAAAUUUGUGAUAAUUACAAAACAACUAAUAAUUUUAAAUCGAUAUGAAGAAAUUUGAUUAGUUUGAUUGCUUAGAAGCAAGAACUGUUUGGAUAAGCCGAAGGUAUUUGUGAUAUAGUUGAUUGAGAUAGCGGGCUUCAAUGUAUUUUUAAAUUGGAUAAAAUAAUAACAAUAUUAUUCUCGUUUCCAUCGAGCUUCUAACUCCAAUUUUAGACACAUACAUAUUUUUUUCAGUUUUGAAAUUAGAAAGCAAUCUUCAUACAUAUUCACUUAAAAAAUAUAUAUAUAUUAUUCUUUGUUACAAUAUUUAAACCAAAUUAUUUACCCUGAUUUAUGUUUAUUUUACCAAAAUGGAAGGAAAAUUGGAUAUUUAAGUUUUGAUUGUAUGCCGUGACAUACUAGUAGUUGUGAAUUGGAAACUACCCAUAUCGAACGCUCUAUCAAUUCGAUGGAGAUAGAAUUUUAUUUUCUGAAUGACCUCACAUUUUCAAGCAAUUCAUACACAGAUGAUGACAUUCAUUUAAGAUAAAUAAAUCGAAAUAUGCUGAAAAAA